CGCAAAAAUUCCGCCCUACACAGCUUGUAGAUAGUCUCUGCCCCCAUUUGCAGUAUACGAGCUAUUCAAAAAAGGCGGCGCAUCCAAUCUACACCAAUAUAAGCAAUUCAAUCCUUACGCUAUCUCCCAGAUGAUAUUCUCCAGCUGGUAAUCCAAAUAACACAUGGAAACCGACCCCGACAAUGUCUCACCCCACCAGACCCUUGGGGCAUGAUCUACGGUUCCCCAUGCCGUCACCACCCAAACCUCACCACUGCGGAAGUAUUCCCCCGCUCGAGACAAGCAAACCAGAGAACCCCAAAACCUGGAUCGACUUUGGAGUCCAAGAUACUGUCGCUCGUGUUUUUCCUUUCCUUGGGAGGCGUGAAUGAGGGGGGGAGGAGGGAGAUCUUCGGUCUCCCCCCCGGGUGAGUCGUUUCUGUGGUACAGUACAGUACAUGCUCU
Messenger RNA from Aspergillus uvarum CBS 121591, 444 nucleotides. RefSeq lists its product as uncharacterized. The record is from RefSeq and is a predicted model, not a curated record. NCBI's taxonomy places the organism in Eukaryota, Fungi, Ascomycota, Eurotiomycetes, Eurotiales, Aspergillaceae. Bases 183 to 371 code for a protein of 62 amino acids. The transcript has a single exon.